AUGAAGAUCGCACGGAACAUGGCUUGCCGAGUGCGACGGACCGGGCAUGGCUGGACAGGGUUCGGCAGCCUCCACGCCCGCAGCAUGGUGACAGAGCUUCCCUACCUUCCGCAACGCUGGGAGGAGCUUGCGCUUCCCACCAGAAGGCGCAUUGAAGACGCCAAGUCCAUGCAUCCGCUCUUCUACACGGACGCCGCUUAUGCGCAGGCGGAGCGUGAGCGCAUCUUCGGGAUGAGUUGGUUUGCGGUUGCGCAUGUGCAGGAGCUUGCGCAGCCCGGGGAUGUGAAAGUGGUGGAGGUGGGUACAACCUCCAUCAUCUUGACCCGCGACAAGAACCACCGGCUCCACGCCUUCUACAACUCCUGCCGGCACCGAGGUGCCAGGGUGGUCUCAUCCGGGGCGACAGGAUGCAAGCAGCUGGUGUGCCCCUACCACUGGUGGGCCUAUCGCUUGGACGGUUCCUUGAAGUCGACACCUCCCGCCGCGAUGCCGAAGGAGCGCAAGGACGACUUGGGCUUGGCGAGAGUGCCCGGCCUGGAGACCUUUGCAGGCCUCAUCUUCCUGAACCAGAUGCCAAAGCCACCUCCUCUCCGUGACACCCUGGGAGAUCUGCCGGAGAAGCUGGCGCGCUAUGAUUUGGAUGAGAUGCACUUGUACAAGCAUAAGAUGUACGACAUCGCCGGGAACUGGAAGUUGAUCGCCGAGAACUAUGUGGACUUCUACCACGUGGACGCGGUGCAUCCCGAGCUCGCCAAGUUCUCUCGCGUGGAUGACCACCAGCCAUAUCAAGGGGGUGGCCAGUAUGUGGGCUUUGUGACCAACCCCCUGACCGACUGCGGCGGCCCGGGCGACACCUCGAGGUUCAACCACUUCGCGCGGUUGAAGGCCGUCGAGUCCAGCUCUGGACUGUACUUCCAGAUCUUCCCCAACGUCUCGCUGACCAUCUACCCGCACUCCAUGUUCACCAUGCUGACCCUGCCGGCUGGACCAGACCGGACGCAGGAGCAGCUCACGCUGCUCAUGGCGCCGGAGGCGCAGAAGAACGGCGUGUCGCGGGAUGAGCAUCACGAGAGGUGUGAGGCAUGGAUGAAGUUCUUUAUGGAGGUCAACGAUGAGGACGUGGCCGCUAUCGAGAACUUGCAGAAGGGCUUGGCAAACCGUGACGGACGAGGCAUGCACGGUGAAUUCAUCCCAAAGUACGACUGGACAGUGCACCGAUUUCAGAAUAUGGUCUUAAGCGGCCUAGAAGGCCACACUUUGAAUGAGGACUAUAUGCCAAGGCUUGAAAGCGCAUUCGAGCAAAUGGUUCGUAGCGCUUGA
Effrenium voratum is the source of this 1320-nucleotide messenger RNA. The record is from the annotation of a GenBank genome assembly. NCBI's taxonomy places the organism in Eukaryota, Dinophyceae, Suessiales, Symbiodiniaceae.